UCUAAAUCCAUUUUAAUCAUGUUCACAUUUCUCAAUUCGUUCAUGUUCGAUUUCGAACUGACCCGAAUCCUCGGUAGCACAUCAAGCGGCGGAUGCGACGCUGGCGAGUUCAAGAGCGCCGUGGGCAAGAUCAAGAAGCACGAUGCUGAAUCUUGGUAUCGAGCAUGGAAAGAGCAAGGAGAACGAGCAAAGAAGAUCGGUGACGAAGCCGCGAAAGCUGGCUUCAAGAUACUGGCAAGGAACGCCUACCUCCGCGCAUCGAAUUACUUUCGGGCAGCGUCAUAUAUGUUUAGCAACGAUGAUACCAGAGUAAUACCCUUCUCCGAGAAAUCGAUCAGGAGUUUCCAGAGAGCAACUGCCCUGAUGGAUGGCGAAGUCUUGUCAGUGGAGAUUCCGUACGAGAAAGGCUUCAGUCUUCUGGGAUACCUUUAUCUCCCUCCUCAAGAAGCGCGAUUGCCUGGCAAGACUCCAGUGGUCAUGUAUCUUGGUGGAGCUGAUUCGACAAAAGAAGAGUUGUACUUCUUGUUCGGACAUUCUGGACCUCCACUGGGGUACGCCAUCCUUUGCUUCGAGGGCCCAGGUCAAGGCUUGCUUCUGAAAAGGUCGAAACUUCCGCUUAGGCCCGACUUCGAAGUUGUGGCAGGAAUAGCCUUAGAUUUUCUCGAGAAAUUAUCUGAAUCACGGCCAGAUUUGACGUUGGAUCUUGGAAGAAUUGCUGUCGCGGGAGCGGCGACUGGUGGUUAUUUUGCGCUUCGCUCAGCCACGGACUCACGUAUCAAAGCAUGCGUAGCCAUUGACCCAUUUUUCAGCUUAUGGGAUCUAGCUCUGACCCGUGCUCCUGAGUCGUUUAUUAAGCUGUGGGAUAGAGGGUGGGUUCCCGAUGGAAUCUUUGAUUGGUUAACAGAAUUGUCAUGCAAGAUGGAUUUUCAGGCAGGUUGGGAGAUGAUGCUGGGCAAAAGCAGUAUGGGAGUUGAGAAGCCUACCGCUAUGCUCAGACGAUUCAAAGAGUUCUCUUUGGAAUCGAAAAAGUAUGGGAAGAUCUUGGACAAGAUCACAUGUCCUGUCUUUCUUACUGGUCCUGGAGCUGGGCGUGAGAUGUAUGCAUCAGCAGAUGAUAGCACAUUAAAGAUCCACAGAUUGAUCACAAAGGUAUCAGAGAACAACAAAAGAGUGUGGGUUCCAACUGAUGUCGCGGAUGGUGGUUUGACAGCGAAGAUUGGAGCCUGGGCACUGUUGGCGCAGAAGAGCUUCGAGUUUCUGGACCAACAUUUUGAGAUUAGGAGGAAAAAACUAUGA
Molecule: messenger RNA, 1296 nt
Organism: Mollisia scopiformis
Lineage: Eukaryota; Fungi; Ascomycota; Leotiomycetes; Helotiales; Mollisiaceae
Product: alpha/beta-hydrolase
Exons: 1
Coding region: 19-1296 (425 amino acids)
Source: RefSeq, a predicted model, not a curated record